AUUUUAUGUGUUAUUUGAAGCCAUGUGCGCUCGGGAUUCCUGUGGUGCUCAAAUCCGCUGACCGGACAUACCGGAUACUCAUAGUUUGUUCACCAUGGACGACAACAAUGCGGAUGAUAUGCAUGUGUGGGUUCGAGUUGAUUUUAUUUGCGGUCACUUCGAUGCAUGGAGGGUCGACUUCGAAACUUGGCCUGAUAAUUUGCUAGAUUUUCGAACCGCCGUAGUCCAAAGAGCUAUUCAACACUUCAAAGAAUCACGAUGUACCUUCAUCGUGAAUGAGUUAGAUAACAUUAUGGCAGCUGAGUACGGCGAUAUCGUCUGUUUUUUUCUUGAAAAGUGCAAAUUGUACCUCAAUUGUAGUUUCGGUAAAAAUACAACGGAUGCGAUAGAAAUAAAUGAACUUGGUCUUGUAAAAAAUGACGAUGACAUUUUUUUGAUUUACGGUGACUGGAAGCUAUUUUAUGAACAGUAUUGUGACACAGAAAGUAUAUAUUCAGAUUCCCAUGACGGAGAAGAUUCAAUAUGGGAAGGAUGGCUCUUGCAAGAAUGGGAUACAGGUGACGUUGUUCAAUGGCUUCACUCCAAAGGCAUUGAAGAACAAAUCAAGAAAGGUUUCAAAGAUCAGAAAAUUGAUGGUCUAUGCCUCAUGGAAGGGUUAACUGAUGCGGAGCUUCACAGUUGUAAUGUUAUUACUGUGGGAGAGAAAAGAGGGAUAAAGCGACAAAUUGCAGCAUUAGUAGGAAAUGUCAGAUCUGUGAAGGUUCCAAAGAUGGCAGUAAAGCCAAAAGCCCUAAAUGUAGAAGAAAAACAAGAUUUGCUAAUGAGAAGGCGAAAGGUACACCGUAAGAUUGUUGAUGCAUUUCCAGGAAACCAAAUUCCAAUAUUCAGAGGCAAUGCAAGUGCUAUGCGUAGGUUUGAGGAUGCUAUUGGUGCUUGCAAGCACUUACUCAAUGAUGCCAUUGGUUAUGAUGAAGAGGAACUGAGAAGACAUGCAAAGGCAAUAUUGGAUGAGCGUCGACGCAUGGUGAAACAUGGUUAUGAUUAUGAGGACCAAGGGACCUCUAGUACAGAUAAUGAUGUUGAAGUUCAAGAGAAUGUAUCAAGUAAACCGAUCAGUGUAAAAGAUAGUUCUGAGGAUAAGGAUGACUCUGAAGAUGACAGUAGUGAGGAUCAAAGUGAAGACGAAAACAAAUCAUUACCCACAAGCUUACCAGGUGGAGUUGACAACGUACCAUUGUCCACAGCAGAAACAAUCCUACUUUCUUAUUUCAAGAAAGCUUAUACAAAGGAAAUAAAGAAAGACGUUCACUUGGUUCCACUUUGCCAUAAAUUAAAAAUCAAAAACGCAAAGGCAAAGGACAAGAAUGAUUUAAUCAUUGUAUUAGCCAAAGAACUACUAACACAACAAAUUGUUAUCUUAAAAAAGGAUGCAAAUUUCUUUUUUCUGCAUAAAGAUUCUAUUUGUGUCACCAAAACCUUUGAUUGAAACAAGUACUGAUAUACAAGUUGUUUAUAUUAAUAUUAUUUUAUACACAUGAACAGUCCAAGUCAUGCAACAAUUGUUCUUUUGUAGUUUGUUUAAAAACUAAAACUAAAACAGCAGGGAAAGUGAAUUGUUUUAAGUUAAAUACAUGGAAGAUUACAGUUUCAUGGAAUGUACCAAAUAAAAUACACUUUGGUAAAA
This is a messenger RNA of Exaiptasia diaphana, 1684 nucleotides long. RefSeq lists its product as uncharacterized. The record is from RefSeq and is a predicted model, not a curated record. Gene Ontology annotation, molecular function: protein binding. Bases 95 to 1486 code for a protein of 463 amino acids. The transcript is spliced from 8 exons. Lineage: Eukaryota; Metazoa; Cnidaria; Anthozoa; Actiniaria; Aiptasiidae.